GUGGGAUUACCCCUUGAAAUGACGAACCAUUUUUGGAGGAUUUCUUUAGUUUAUUUUUCAGGAGUUCUGGGAGGCAGUCUUAUGUUUUCUGUGAGCAACCCUGAAGCAGGUUUAGUUGGAGCAUCGGUGGCACCGGAUGGAUAUUAUCCAGCUUCAGCUUACAGUGAUAGUACAAACUAAUUCUACCGCGCACGAAUCUUCCCAAAUUAACGAGUGUAUUUAAGAAAUACAUUAUCAAAUUUUCUAUGCUUUCCAAUUGUUUGCGCCGACAGGAGACAUGUUUCAUCGUACUUAAGACGGUCCCGGUCGGAGACGGCAUAUGUUUGAAAAAAAUGCGGAUGAAAGGAUCCCAGCUCAGUAGUGUAAAGAGAAAUAUUGCAAAUGUCGUCUUUGCAUAAUUUCCGUCUUUGUACAAUUUCUGUCUUUGCAUAGUUUUCGUCUUUGAAUAAUUUCCGUCUUUGUGCAAUUUUGUCUAUCGUUAUUGGCAUUAUUGUGCAAUUGUCAUUUUUGCAUAACUUACGUCUUUGCACUGCAAUUGUUAUCUCUUCGUUAUUGGAAUUAUUAUUUGAGUAUAAAUUCCGUCUUUACACAAUUUUGAUCUUUGCGUCAUUGGAAUUAUUGUACAAUUGUCUUUUUGCAUAAAUUCCGUCCUUGCACAAUUGUUGUUAUUGCGUUAUUGGAAUUAUUGAACAAUUAUCAAUUUUGCAUAAAUUCCGUCUUUGCACAAUUUGUGUCUUUGUGUUAUUGGAAUUAUUGUAUAAUUGUCAUUUUUGCAUAAAUUCUGUCUUGUGAAACCUGCAUUUCCCUCAGAUCUACAUGGGGGGGGACACUUGAACAUAUGCUUUAAGUCCCUUUUAUGCAUGGAAACGACUGGAACUUGUACAUUGUGAAUAAAGAGCUUAUCACUAAUUACUAUUUAUCAAUCCUUAUUUCUUUGCAACCUGAUGACAGAGAUCUUUGAUCUAAAACUAUGAAUUUGAUCAGAUCAAAAAUUAAAAGUUUUAAAUUACAAAGGUUUACAAAGGUUGAAAAGAAAGGGAUUAAAUGUAACUUGAAAUUAGAUUAAUUAGUAAAAACAGAAUAUACAAUCGAAGUUAUCGUUUCUCGAAUCUCGAUCGAUAAAAAAUACGAUUGCUUUAAUUUUCACACACAGUCCCUUAAAAUCUAACUUUUUAAAUAUUAAUUAUUCAUGUCAAAUGUAUAUGUUGUAAAUUGACGCAUGUAAAUAGUCUGACAAAAAUAUAUGUUGAACAACUGUUGCUAA
Eurytemora carolleeae is the source of this 1264-nucleotide messenger RNA. RefSeq names its product rhomboid-related protein 2. Gene Ontology annotation, molecular function: serine-type endopeptidase activity; calcium ion binding. NCBI's taxonomy places the organism in Eukaryota, Metazoa, Arthropoda, Copepoda, Calanoida, Temoridae. Gene Ontology annotation, cellular component: membrane. The record is from RefSeq and is a predicted model, not a curated record.